Molecule: messenger RNA, 3123 nt
Organism: Erpetoichthys calabaricus (reedfish)
Lineage: Eukaryota; Metazoa; Chordata; Cladistia; Polypteriformes; Polypteridae
Gene: enc2
Product: kelch-like protein 25
Exons: 4
Coding region: 157-2115 (652 amino acids)
Molecular function (GO): protein binding
Source: RefSeq, a predicted model, not a curated record
UGGGAGAGACUUGGAAUUUUGGGUUUACAUUGCUUUGGUUCAUUAUUGUGUGUAGACCAAAAAAGAAGGAGUAAGAAGAAGCUGAAUGAAAAACUGAAAAGCAUCAUGACAAUGACAACGAUCCCCAGGCGACAUUCGCCACUUUUGUAAACUUAUAUGUACUCGGUCGCUUUUGUUCGGACUCCUCAGAUCUCACAGGUUAUUGAAGGACCACUUGGACGGCUGUGGAAGAGGCAGAUGCAGUCUCCCUCUCAACUCUUGACUGUCAGUAGAUGCACAUGGGUCAGCAAUCUUUGCCGGCUUAGACAGCUAAGGGACGGAGAAUCCCUUGAAGAUCCAGUUGCCAUGUCAGUCACCGUGCACGAGAAUAGAAAAUCUCGUACCAGUACGGGCUCCAUGAACAUUUCGUUGUUCCACAAGCCCUCUCAUCCAGACAGCGUGCUUACUCACCUCAAUACCUUGAGAAAGCAGCGUAUGUUUACUGAUGUGACUCUUUGGGCUGGAGAUCGUUCCUUUCCUUGUCAUCGGGCUGUUUUAGCUGCCUGUAGUCGCUACUUUGAAGCAAUGUUCAGUGGUGGAUUGCGUGAGAGUCUGGACAGUGAUGUAAAUUUCCAUGAUAGUAUACACCCUGAAGUACUUGAGCUGCUGCUUGACUUUGCUUAUUCAUCCCGUGUUGUGAUCAAUGAGGAGAAUGCAGAAUCCUUACUUGAGGCGGGAGACAUGCUUCAGUUUCAUGAUAUCCGAGAUGCAGCUGCAGAAUUUCUUGAGAAAAACUUGCAUUCCUCCAACUGCCUGGGCAUGAUGCUACUUUCGGAUGCUCACCAGUGUAAACGCCUGUACGAACUAUCCUGGAGAAUGUGUUUAGUGCACUUUGAAGCAGUAAUGGACACUGAGGAUUUUUGUGGCCUAUCAAAGGAAAAACUUCUUGAUCUGAUCCUUAGUGAUGAAUUAGAAAUUGAAGAUGAGCGGAUAGUUUACAAUGCUGUCAUUCGCUGGGUUCAUCAUGAUCUGGAUAACAGAAAAGAGUAUCUUCCUGAACUUUUGAGGGGCAUCCGUCUUGCUCUUUUACCUUCAGAAUGCCUGAUUGAUGCUGUUGCAUGUGAGGAGCUGGUUGUUUCUGAUAAAAGGAGCAGACAGAUUGUGGAAGAGGCCAUCCAAUCUAAGAAAAAGAUCUUACAAAACGAUGGUGUAGUUACCAGUCCUUGUGCCCGCCCACGCAAGGCUGGACAUACACUUCUUAUCUUGGGUGGACAGACCUUCAUGUGUGACAAAAUUUACCAAGUAGACCACAAGGCUAAGGAAAUUAUUCCCAGAUCGGACCUACCUAGCCCAAGAAAGGAAUUCAGUGCCUGCGCUAUUGGUUGCAAGGUAUAUGUGACAGGUGGUCGUGGGUCUGAGAAUGGAGUUUCAAAAGAUGUGUGGGUUUAUGACACAGUUCAUGAAGAAUGGUCUAAGGGUGCACCAAUGUUAAUUGCACGUUUUGGCCACGGAUCCGCAGAAUUAGAAAAUUGUUUAUAUGUGGUUGGAGGGCACACUGCCAUAGCAGGUGUCUUCCCAGCAUCUCCUUCUGUGUCCCUGAAGCAGGUUGAGAGAUAUAACCCGCUUACUAACAAAUGGAGUAUGAUGGCUCCACUUAGAGAUGGAGUGAGCAAUGCAGCUGUUGUCAGUGCCAAGCUAAAACUUUUUGUCUUUGGGGGUACUACCAUUCACCGGGACAAAGCGUCUAAGGUUCAGUGCUAUGAUCCAGUGGAAAAUCGAUGGACUAUUGCUGCAGAGUGCCCACAGCCUUGGCGUUAUACUGCUGCCGCUGUGUUGGGCAGUCAGAUCUUUAUAAUGGGUGGUGACACGGAAUUUACCGCAGCCUCUGCUUACCGCUUCGACUGUGAAACCAACCAAUGGACACGAGUUGGAGAUAUGACCUCUAAACGCAUGAGCUGCCAUGCUGUGGCUUCAGGAAAUAAGCUGUAUGUAGUUGGGGGCUACUUUGGCACCCAGCGAUGUAAGACUUUGGACUGCUAUGAUCCCACAUCUGAUAGCUGGAAUAGUAUAACAACAGUGCCUUACUCACUUAUUCCAACUGCUUUUGUCAGCACAUGGAAACACCUGCCUGCUUGACACCAAAGGUUACGUGAACAUGGUAGAAAGCAGAUUAAGUACUUUGGUUUUGAUUAACUUGCUUCUAAAAUGUGGUGAAGGAAGAUUCCAAAUAAAGUGAAGACUUUUGUGGUGGAAGACCUGCGACAGAACAAUCCGAGUGCCUUUUAGUCUGUCUUCCAGCCACCCACUAUGUGAGAAGAGGUGCUGUGAAAAGGGUGGCUUUGAGCUUAGUUUGCUGUAGUUAAGCACAAAUGUAAAUGGACAGUUUCCAAUGUAUUUUUUGCCAUAUUGGUGAGUUGUUUUUUUUUUUUUUUGUAUUAGCUGGACCGAUUAAGGAAUUACCAUAAUGGUAUCCUCCAUUUCCUAAAACAAAUAAUUGUAUUAUAACCACUUACUGAGGUUAUAAUCUGAAGUUUCAUUCAAACCUUUGGAAAAUUCUAACAUUGUUAAAAACUAAAAUCUAACUGGUUACACAGAAAAUAAAGCUUCAUGUAAUACUGUAUGUACCAAAAGGGCUGUUCCUCCAAUAAUCUUGGUGAUAUACAGGCUUCAAUGAAACAUUUGAUAACAGAAGAUCAUGGCCACUUUAGUCAUUUGUGAACUAAUAUAGCACUUUUUUUAUAUUACAGUUAGCACUGCACUUGGCCCACAUGAUCCUUCCAUUUUUCACAUGACUUUACAUUUUUCUCCUCUCCAUAGCAGUUUCCAUGCAUUAUUCAAUUUAUUUGACACAAUUGCAGAAUGCUACAUAGUUCAUUAGUAAAGACAUAUCCUCCCGCAGAAGUCAAGUCAAGUUUAUCCAUCUCUGCAAUUAAAUAAUUUGUCAGAAAUGCAAUUUAAAAGUGUCUCUUUCCAUCUGAAAGAAAUCAGGAGGUGGAAACAUUAUGCAUACUUAAUUGCACAUUGUAGUGGGAGAAGGAACAGACAUAAACCAAAACAGAGAUGUUUUGUGUUAUAUUUUUGUUCCAGACUUCCCAGCUCCUGUGGGUUAAUGUUGUAGAUGAUAAAAUAAAUUAGCAUAUCCUG